This is a messenger RNA of Rosa chinensis, 1430 nucleotides long. RefSeq names its product transmembrane protein 53. Lineage: Eukaryota; Viridiplantae; Streptophyta; Magnoliopsida; Rosales; Rosaceae. The transcript has a single exon. The record is from RefSeq and is a predicted model, not a curated record. Bases 1 to 1326 code for a protein of 441 amino acids.
AUGAGUUCCUUGUCUGGAAUCCUUCAACGACCUCUCAUUGCCGCCGCCGCUGUUGGCUUUGCUUUAUUUUCUUCCGACUUCUCUCUCAGACUGCCUUCUCACAAAUCCAACCACUCUUCUACUUCUACCUCCUCCGACUUAUCAACUUCUUCCUCAUCAUGCGUUUCAGCCAUUUCAGUUUCUAAGCUUGCAAACUUGUCCUUUAUCUCCAGAAUUCGAGUACCUGUUCCCAACAUUAACUUCCCAAUUCCCAAUUCCGACUGCAAUUCUGGUCCCAAAUUGCUGUAUUCUUUGGUUGCAUCUUCCCCUGCUCUUCUUAAGUUGUAUCACUCUGCAGACUUGGGCAAAGCGCCGAACCCAACAGCAUAUAAACAUGAUAUAUCCUCAUCUACUUCCGUGCCUGAGGUCUCCUACAGAUGGCAUUUGCCUGAGCCAAAUGCAUUAGAUGUUUCCGGUACCUCCGAUUGUUCAUCAGCAAAGAUGAGGACUGUGGUGGUUUUGCUGGGAUGGUUAGGAGCAAAUCAAAAGCAUCUUAAGAGGUAUGCUGACUGGUAUACUUCGCAGGGGUUUCACGCCAUUACUUUUACUUUACCCAUGGCUGAAAUUCUUAAAUACCAGCCUGGUGGUAAAGUGGAAGAGCAUAUUGACUUGCUUGUAACUCAUUUGGCUGAUUGGUUAGAAGAAGAGCCGGGAAAGAACCUAUUUUUUCAUACUUUUAGCAACACUGGAUGGUUAACGUAUGGUGUAAUGUUGGAGAAGUUCCAGAAGAGGCACGAUCCUUCAAUAAUGGGCAGGAUUCGGGGAUGCGUUGUGGAUUCCGCACCUGUUGCAGCACCUGACCCGCAGGUCUGGGCCUCUGGUUUCUCUGCAGCCUUUCUGAAAAAGCGUAGUGUAGCAACAAAAGGGACCACCAGAGUAGACGCUAGUGAGUCAGGCAUGGAUGUUUUGAUUGACAGCAAGGGAGUGGCACCUAAACCUGCAGUAACUGAGGGAGCUUUGCUUUUAGUUUUGGAGAAGUUCUUUGAGGUGGUUUUGAAUCUUCCUACAGUGAACAGGAGGCUUUCUGAUAUUUUGGGCUUACUGUCAGCACGACAACCAAACUGUCCGCAAUUAUAUAUCUACAGCUCGGCAGACAGAGUCAUUCCUGCAGGAUCUGUGGAGUCGUUCAUAAAACAGCAGCGGAGGGCUGGACAUGAGGUUAGGGCUUGCAACUUUGUCUCGACACCUCAUGUUGAUCAUUUCAGAAAUGACCAGAAGCUGUAUACUUCUGAGCUAACUCAGUUUCUGGAGGACUGUGUGCUUGCUUGUUGCAAAAAGUAUCAUUAACCUAAAUUAUUAAACCAAUGACUGACUCCAAUUCUUUUUCCUCCGAAAGUGUAUACGCUGUCCAAUUGAUUCAUUGGCACUCAUUUUUUUUGUUGUACUUUGUU